CUAGAAAGUAGGUGGCAGGCAGCUUGGGUAAUGAUGGGGGAAGGAGAUGGGGUCCGAAGCGGGGGCGUGAUGGAAGUUGAUGGCACUCAGACCGAACCAAAUCUCUGUAAUUCAAGUUGUGUUGGGUUUCCUACCCUCGACUUGUCCUAUCAGCGAGGGGUGAGGUAUACUUACAGAUAUAGCACGACAAUUACCACAACCCUUCACGGCUCCAAUGCCGGCAGGACUGGACUGGCUUUGGACUGCGUGGUUGAUAUUGACGUGGUUUCAAAGUGUCACCUAAUGAUGCAGAUUAGGAACCCUCAGAUAAAGCGUCUUUCUCCUCAGAAGGAACACUCUGUGCAACGUUUAAAGAGCUUAAGAGAGUCACUGGAGAGGACGCGCCUCAAGUUCUCCCUCCAGGAGGGAAAGGUCACGGCCCUCUGUCUCCAGGAGGGAGAGCAGGUGUGGGCCCUAAACAUUAAAAGGGCCCUACUGAGCAUGCUCCAGACCUCCCGCAUGGCCUCCAAACAGGAAAUGGAAAAGGAGACCGAUGUUUAUGGAACGUGCACCAGCAGGUACGAAAGGAGAGGACCUGUACUGCUGAAGACCAGGGAUGUGAAACAGUGCCAAGAGUCCAGGCUGGCAAAUUUCUGGCCCCAUUCAGUGUCUUUAACUGAAGAUACAUCAGUGCAAAUGGAGCUGCACUGUGUUCAGAGGCAUGGAUCUACAGUGAUGGAAGAGGUCAACUGUACUGAAGCUGUAUCCAUGGCAACGUGGUCCAGGGCAGCGGGGGUGGUAAAAACCAAAACGGUGUCUACCUUGCUCCUGCUCAGAGCCCAACCGGGGGCUCCUUUGGGAGCAGAGUCCUUAAACCUCGGUGUGCUGGCUGACCUGCAGUUUGAGGAUGAGGGGCCUGCAAGGCCAGGAAAAGCCAGAGCAUGGACACCUCAGCAAGCCAGUGUAACUGUCAGGCUGUUAUGUAGCCUCACCUCAGACCCACAACUGGUAUCACAAAAGUUUCUUGAACUGGCUUUCCAGCUGAGAGAUCUGACUCUUUCUCAACUCAAGACACUUUGGCAAGAAUCGUCUUUCAAGUGUCGCAAUGACUGGCAACCUUUGUUGGAGGCUUUACCGGCCUGUGGAUCUGAAAACUGCAUCGUACUACUGACAGAGCUGAUGAGGAGCAAAGAGCUUGAGGAGGAGCAGACUUGGGCUCUUCUCACCACCAUAGCCCUCCUGCCUCAUCCAUCACCAAAGAUCAUCCACUCCCUUAACGCCCUACUGGAUGACCCCCAAGUGUGGGCAAAGGCACUGUUAGCUGGAUCAUCUCUGGUUUAUCAACUGUGCCAAAGGUCUCAAGGCUCUUGUAGUAAACUUCCUCAAGUAAAGUCCUUCAUAGAGACACUGGAGGAAACCCUGAAGGAAGGCUGCAAGGGACAUCAAAUUACUCGAGUCAAGCUUCUUUAUACACUGAAAUCAGUGGGAAACGCUGGUGUGUCUGCGGCAACCUUCAUUCCUCUGCUUAAGUACUUCCUGCUCGGCUCCUCCACUGCACUGGAGCUGAGACUCGCUGCCACUCAAGCCUUCAGACGCUUUCCCUGCUCAGCUGAUAGAUCCGUGCUGUUGCAGCUGUACCGGUCCUCCCAGGAGGAUCCCGAGGUCAGAAUCGCUGCAUACCAGCAGCUCAUGCGCUGCUCCGAUACGAACGUGUUUGAAGUGGUAAAGAUGACGCUGAGGAACGAGACAUCCAGCCAAGUGGGAUCAUAUGUGUGGAGUCACCUGACCAAUGUCCUCAGCAGCGAGGAUCCCAUGAAGCAGGCCCUAAUCAAUUCACUGCCUGACGACAUUAUCAGCAGAGACUUUGAAGCUGAGUUUUUGAAAUACUCUUCCUAUUCAGACCACACAGUUUCAUCAGGAAUGGGAAUUACAAAUGUGGAAACAUCUUUGGUUUUCUCUCCCAAAUCAUUUCUUCCGAGAUCCGCCUCUGCCCGCCUGACUCUGUAUUUUCACGGCAGAGCCCACAACCUUCUGGAGGUGGACCUUCAUGUUGAAAACGCUGAACCACUUUUGAAGAGUGUUUUCGGUCACCAGAACUUCAACUCCGGCACAGAGUCUGCGACUCAAAGUCAAAAGACGCAGCCUAAAGCGACGAGGACCAGAAGGCAAACAGACGAUGAGCAUGGAGCAGAAAAAGAAAAGUGUUUAUCUGGCACCAACAGUUAUCUGAGCCAGGCGAGGGCCAUGUUGUUUGGGAGGAGGAGGAGAGAGGAGAACAGGCCCACCUGUUGGGUCGGUGUGAAGGUGUUUGGCAACGAGCUCAGCGUGUUCACGUGUGAAGAUCUCUACGGUCAGAUUGACCAGCUGGCGCUGAGCGUGGCAGGACUGGCUGUCAAACUGCUCAAGGGUCAGGAGGUUCAGCUGGACCACAGGGCCGCACUGAUGACAGACGAGCUGGUUUUACCGUCUCUGUCUGGUUUGCCCGUCAAACUGAGCAUCAACGCCACCUCCCUCCUGUCGCUGCGUCUGAAGGGCAACUUCAACUACAGGGACACUUCUCACUUCUCCCUGACUGGAUACAUCAAACCCAGUGCCUACGUGGGGCUGUCGGCCAUGAUGGGGGUGGACGGUGCUUUGGGUCAAGCCGCGGUGGUCUGGGUUUCUGAGCUGAAGAGCUCCACCAGUCUGGAUGGCAGCAUCCAGCUGCAGGAGGGGCAGGAUGCCAGGGUGACACUUAACACACCGCAGGAUGUCAUGGACAUCUUCUCCCUAAGCUCCAAAGUGUUUCAGAUCAGUGGAGACCACCGAGAAGAGAUAAAGGGGCCCAAGAGUCAAGUUCAGAAGACCACCUGCACGCCAAAAACCUUGUCCAAGAUGGUGGGCUGGCAGCUGUGCUCCAAUGCCUCGUACCCAUCACCGGCCACAGGUUUUUCACUUCCUGCUCCAGGACCGGUCCACCUCUCCCUCAGGCUGCUGAAGCUGGACAGAGGCCUCCAUUACUACCUGCUGGAGGCCGCUUACUCGCUGCUCCCUCAGAGGGGCAGCUGGCUCCCCAAAGAGGCCUCCAUCCACCUCCUCCUGGCCACACCUCAGUCCUCCAUUCCCAGGGACAUGUCCGUGGACCUCACCUUCAACCCUCACAGACUGUUGUUGAGGAUCACCCAUCCGCUGAAAAUCAUCCAAUUACAGGGGCAACUUGAGCAGGAGAGGACCAUAAAGUCAGGAAAGCUGGAGCUGUUGAUUGAUGGGUCUCAUUAUUAUGUCAUGGGUUUGGUCGACACUCAGACCCUCCUGUCAGAGCAGAGAACGCGUUUUCAUCUUGAAGCCAAAGUGGCCGCUGAUGGACAUCCCAUGAUCCUCUCUGCUAAUGUCACCCGUGGACUGGGCAGGAAGACCCGGUUCUCCGCCACUGUAAAGAACGUGUUCAGAGAAACAGCGUCAAUGUCAGUGGCCCUAGAGCGCAGACGGGACGCCAGCAGCAGGCAGCACUCUGUGGAGGCCGACAUCCUGAUACCCGAUGUGGUCGGCACCAGGAUGCUGGGACUGAUGGAGCGGAAAGGCUCCCUGUGGAGCUCCGCUCUCAGGCUCAAAUACGGUCUAGGAGGUGAUGCCAGGCACCUGCGUCACGAGUGUUACGCGUCUCAGAGACUGAAGAGUGAGAGAGACUCAAACCUGACCCUCACCCUAAGAGCAGAUCAUGAAUUCUACUGCUCCAACACAGGUCCUAUCAACCACAAGGUCCACCUUAGGCACGAGGAAGGCCGCGGACACAUUAAAUCCUCCCUGGACAUGAGCUACGGCAAACACUGGGAUGAGAUCAACAAUAAGCGUACAAUUCUAUUAAGUCAGUCAUUCAGAAACCAAUCCACACAAAAUCACACCAGCUACACGCUGGAGUUCGGUCUCCAAGUGCCAGAGAAGAACUUAAACUACAGGACUCAGCUUCUGCACUCGCACGUGAGACAACUCUGGUCUGAGAGCAGCACUCACCUCAAAAUCCACUACAACAACGUGAUGCCACUGGUGGCUGGGUUACACUGGAAAAGACCCCCAAAAGACGCUCCGCAGAAACAAUGGGAAGGUACUUUUAACAUGGACACACCGUGGCUGUACGUCUAUACUGUCCACAAACUGAGCCAGCACCAGCGCCACACGCUCCAGCUCACCUCGGAGCUCACCGCCAACAGGUGGCUGGUCAUCCGUGACCUCCGGCUGGAGGGUUUCUACAGGGACAGGGGCCGAGAGAGGGAGGCCCGUCUACAGCUCUCCACGCAAGCUGUCACCUACAUCCAAGCAGCAGGGCGGUGCUCAGUGGGGAGGCAAAGUGUGGGGGCCUCCGGCUCAUUGAGGUCCUUGUGGACGCCACCCUUGAGGGGAGACGUCUCCCUGGAGACCUCCAAGUUCAGCCACACGCUGCAGAUGGCCUCCACCUAUGGCAAGCACAACGCCAGCCUCACCGCGGCCCUCAACACUUUGGAUAAGAGUUUGAAAAGGAGGCAAGCGAUACUGAAGAUGACCUUCUCCAAGCCAAAGGGUCCGGCAACAGAGCUGCAGUUUGAGGGACUGGUAGAGGAGCUGAGGAAGGACAUGAAGAUGUAUCAGAAAACAGCAAUGCUCCAGCUCAGACAGCCCUUCCAGACCUUUCCCCAGACUCUGCUCCUGCGGGAGACUUUCACCGUCGACCUCGUCCAAGGCCUUUACAUACUGGAGUCGAAAGGUGGUUUCUACGGCAACAGGGAGGUCGUCCACACCCUCACCCUCGGCUACCAGCCACAGAGCCCUUUUCUUUGUUCGGCGCUUGUCCAUCCUUUCAGCUCUGACACUGUUCCGUCAGACUCAGAAGCCUGUGUGAUGAUAACCAGCAACCAGACCCAGAAAGACAUUCAAGGGAGGCUGCGCGUUGGCAGCAAGGAGAAGCUGACUUUCUUCGGGCGAGUUCAGUUAAACCCUUUACACUCAAGUCACCAAGUGAUAACAGUCAAAGCAAACUUCACCCAUCAGCUCCAGCUGCAGUUCCCUUACGCCGCUAUAGUGGAGGGAAAUGUCUCUUGGAUCGCCAAAAGCAACAGUGACUUUGAUUAUCAAGCCAAAGGGAAACUGAGAAUAGAGCGUCAGGAAAGCCAACUUUCUGUGCAACUAAAUGGUACUUCGGGAAGAAUCGGACUUUAUUCCUCUCUCAGCCACCCUUUCAAGUCAAAGGUUCCAAAAACAUUAGAGGCAAAGGCCACUGCAGACCUUUUUGCAGCGGCCGGUACAGGAAGUAGCUCAGUACACGUGAGGGCUGAUGGGAAGGACACAGUGAAGCUAAACGCCCAGAUGUCCCACACCUUCCAGGGGGGAGACAGAGCUGUGGGACUGAAGGUGAACGUAUCCCAGAGCCUGCUGCCUUCUGCCACUGACAUGCACGUAAACAUGGCCGCCAACAUGUCACCAGACAGAGUGUCUCUGCAGGGCUCCUAUGCACAUGGGCGGGAGGCUUUGCUGGUUCAGCUCAGAGGGUCUCUCAAAGACACCGGUGGUCUCCAGCUGGCUGUGUCCGGGGACCUGAGGCACUCCAUGGCCCAUCUCGCUGCUUUGCCUCCAGUCCUGGGGUUGGACGGCGUGCUGGGACAGUCCGACACCCUCGUGGAAGGGCAGCUGAGAGUUAGAGUGAUGGAGACCUUGUACAAAGUGGAGCUGAGACAUCAGGAAGCAGCCGGAGAUGCUUCGGACAGCGAGGAGGAAGAGAGCACGACGGGAAAUAUACCCCAUGUAGCCCGUGAUUGGUUGUGUGUUUGGUUAGGGGCGGAGCACUUUUGCGUGAAUGCGAGCCGACGACUGGCGGGUGGAGGGAGGGGUGAGGUCAACACCAGCCUAUCUCACGCCCUCCGCCUCCUCAAUGCAACAGGUAUAUAUGACAGCAGUAAGGUGCAGGUCCGGUGGGCCCAGGAUGGCGAACGACUGUCGGUGCUUGCAGAACUGCAGGCUGGACCAGAACGUCUAAAAGCUGAGUUUGAUGGAGGAAAGACACACCUUGUUCCCCUCCGAUGGGAGUAUUUCUCCAAGCUGCAGAAUCAAGUACAGGCCCUGCUGAAAAGCGGUGUAUCAAGCUCCAUAGAAGCCAAAGCACAUUUCCAGUUAGAAGCAGGCGGUCUAGACACAAGCCUGGUUCUUGACAUGGAAGACGAGAGAAUGGCGGACAUCCUUUUUAACAUUGGCUCCCAAAACAGCACAGCUAUAUUAGUGGUGUCUCUAUGGCAACAGAUACAGCAGCUCAAGGGAGUCAUACCAACCUCUUUACAGAUGAACUGCACAGGGGAGGGCACCGCAGACCGACUCUCAACCCAGUGUUAUGGAAACGUGGCAGGUCGCCCUGUGGAGACUCUCCUGCCGUCGCAGACUUCAGACAACAUCACCAUCACUCGUUCUGGCUGCUCCACUCAUCUCAGAACCAUUCUCCUGACUGAGGGGCAACAGAAAGGCAGCCUCAGUGUGCAUCUAACCUGUCAUCCCCACCUUGGUCUGAAAGCAUCUGUACAGCACUCUAUAGACGCAGUGCAGAUGCUGGGAUUUCCGGCCCAUGGAGCGAUACUCUUGAAUGUUUCAACUGCACAUCUCCCUGGUGUGGAGCUGGGCCUGGAGCUGGGACGUUGUUAUUUUAGGGGCAAUUUGGGGGAAAUGGAUGCUUCAUACAUGGAGGAGCAGUCGUCUUAUGCUGUGAACUUGACAAACGACUGUCCUGCGCUACAGGGAACGCUCCUCCCAGCGUCGCUGGCUCUGCAGGGCCUCCUGUCAGUCGCACCCUGCCUGCGCACCGUGACCUCCUCUCUGAGGGCCGACGGCCGGGACGUCUCCCUGGAGCUGAGUCAGUCCUGCAGUCCUCCGCGUUUCUCCGGGACCCUCACACACUCCUUCAUCGGCCCGAGGAGUGGAGGUGUGCCCCAGAGGAUCACCGUGGAGGCCACUGCUCCUCGUGGCCCUGAGCAAGCCGGGUCCCUGUUCGUUAGGGCCGGGUCGUGUUACGUCCGGGUCAAUAGAGACGAAAAGACCAACGGAAGGACACAGUGGCUCUGGGCUCUGGAGUCAAAGUGCCCGAUCUUACAGGCCCAUUUGAACGGCUCGGUCUGGCAGGACCCCCUCGGCGUCUGGACGGCGACGGUGGACACCAAUCUGGGGGGCAAAAUGGCUUUCCUGAGGCUAAAUGCAAGCGCCCGGCCGGAGCUGAGUGUGGAGGGCGAGCUCAUUCACAAUCUUCUCCAUCAUUUGCCAGAGCGCAGCAGACUGAAAGUCACCUGUAGGGGCGGAAAACAUCGAUAUGGGACUGAAGCUGUCAUUCAGAUGGAGGAGUGCGCUGUUGGAGCCAGCGCAGCGCUGAUGUCACAACCAGCCCUGCAGGGGUCGCUGGUGUAUCACAACAACUGUACAGUGAUUCAGGGAUGGGGUGGUCCGGACAAGAUGGAGUCCUCUGUGUUGUUGGUUGUCUCACCGACUCAUGCAGCAUCUCAGGUCUCCGUGGUGACGGAUGCAACAGAGUUAAAGGCUUCACUGGCUCUUGGGAAAACUAAGGAUAAAAAUGAAGCAUUGCUUAAUGUAAACCACUCUGUGCCCCUGUUGGAAAAGCUGGGUCUCCCUGUUAAUAUGGCGGUAAUGAUGAAUUCUGGGAGCCAUGGCAACGGCUCAUACUAUUAUCAAGUACACAGCAAUGCAGGAAACCAAAAGAUAACUCAAGAGAUUUCGGUUUCCAAGAUGUCUGAAACGGUCAGAGUGAAGAGUCAUUUUAAACACACAGUGAACUUUCUGGAGAAACUCGGAGUCCCUGCAAACAACAGCAUCCAGGUAGAGCUCGGCUCUGUCCAGGGGAAGACCUUGACAUUACAGUCCCAGUUUGGAGGACAGCAGGCAGGGAUGAGCCUUGAGAUGAAAUGCCUGCCAAUCACCAAAGAGGUAAGAGGAGCCAUGUGGCACACCUGGUCGUGGCUACAGGACAGAGGACUGCCACUUCAUAUGGAGGGCCUUUGUUCCAUCCGGGGAGUGUUUUCUGAGCAUCAGUCCCGAGUUGAGCUCACUGUGGACGGACACAACCUGCUCUCCUCCGGUCUGAAUGUGUCUUUGGCCCGUGGGCGUCUCGGCCUGCUGUUGUCCUACUCUCCACCAGCUUCCAAUCAAACAGGGAUGCAGCAACGCCUGGACAGCUCCCUAACUGCUCAGUUCAAAGGUCCUCUUCGGAGCGCCUCGGUCGACAUCCACUGUCACGACUGGAGAGUCCGAGUUGUGUGGGACGUAGGAGGGUGGGGCGCGCAUAGAGGGUCCAAGGAGGCCAGAGUCACACUAAAACACUUUGAACAGGGGUUAACUAACCCUGCUUUACAGGUCGAGGCCUGGGGAAGACUUACCGAGUCACAGCUGAGGUGCUCCAUGGCUGUGAACCCUGAACUCAGCUCCUCACUGGCGCUUAUCAUUCAGGGACAUCACCUGGCUCAUAGCACGGACCUGGUGGUGAAGGUGGUCCACUCUAUUCCCGGGAUGUUGGUUCACCUGCCUUCUCAGCUCAAUGUCCACUCCCAGCUGAACCAGAGUCAGUCCAGCGUGGCGGGUUUGAUGGAGGUGUCGACAGGGAGGCGAAGGCUGUGGGCUGUGGGGGAGCUAGCAGCGAUAGAGAGCGGAUACAGACAGGCUCUAGAGCUCAAACACUCAUACCCACAGUUGAAGCCGCUCCCCCGGGCUGUCGCAGUCAGGACGGUGUACGAGGCCAGGAACUGGAGCCAGCAGGUUCAACAUGGGGCUGUGUGGGGAGGCCAGGAGUUCAUCUUGUCUGGUCUCUAUUCUUCACCUCCAGCACUGGAGAUGGGGAACCAGACCCUGAAGGUUCAGAUCAACUGCGUCCCCCUUUGGACUGGUUUGGAGGUGACUCUUGAGCGUUCCUUACGUGGCCGACUUGACAGUGUUUUACUGGACUGGACGAGGCAUGGCCGGCUGCAGCAGGUCAAAGCUGUGAGCUGGUGGAGCCGAUCAGAGGAGACGAAUGAGACCAAACUGGAGCUGAAACAGCCUUUCUCCUCCACACUGAGCCAGACGUCCUUUCACACACUGUCACACAGCUCACAGAGGGAACAGCGCAGCAGCCACCAGACCCAUCUGUCAUGGGACAGCGCAGGCACCGUCAACAUCACCCUGAACAAACAGUGGCAGAACCACUCCAGCAGGGGGCAGGCAUGUGCUCUGUUCUCCUCACAGAUGGGAGUCUCCUUAGUUAAAGGCUGUGUGUCAGCGGGUCAGGAGGGAAACCUGUACACACAGAAUGCAGAGCUAAGAUGGAACAACAGGAGCGUCAGGCAAGGCCUGAAGUACCAGAGGGGUCAACAAGGAAUGCACAGCCUUCAGGUCAAUGUCGGCCUGGACAGAGUCUCUGCUGCACCCUGUCCGUCACACACACUCCUGACCAAGCUUCAGACCAACCUGCGGGACCGCUUGGAGCACACAGUGUUGCUGGGCCUCUGCCCCCCGCAGCCCACUUUGUCGUGGUCAGGAUCUCACAGAGUGAACUCCGGGGAGGAGCUGCUUUACACGCAGUCUCGUCUCUCGGUGACGGGACGGCCCCACCAGUGCAGCCUCACCUUGGCCUUGACCAACUCCUCUACUGCUCAGAGCUCCAACGUGUCUCUGUUCUCUGAGUCCCGGGUUGGUAAUUGGAGCAUUGAGGUGGGGGGCAGCGCCCUGUCUUGGCCCGGGCGCUCCGGUGUGCAGCUGCAGGCCACACUGGACCGCAGAGAGAAGCUCUGGCUGAACGGGACGGCGGAGGGACACUGCCUUCAGACCACAGCAGGCUACAUGAACGGUCUGACCGAGGACGUCACUGCAGUGGCGUGCGUGCGACGAAAUCUCAGUUUGACGCUGGAUGUGCAGAAAAGGGAAGGCAGCGGCAAACCUCAAACUCUGGGCCGAGUGUCCGCGGGGUCCGUCGGUCGGAGGCUGAUGCUUCGAGCCACAGGCUGCUGGGCAAGUCUAACUGCAUUGGAGGCGCGGUUUCAAUAUUUGAGCACUCAGAUGCAGGAUAAGUUGCUGAAGAGAAUCAAAACAUUACAUCAUCUCCUCUUUGAAUUCAGGCGGCAGUCCAGGGACAGCGCGUGGCUCCAGGAGCUGAGCGCCGCGGCCCUUCAGGUCACCCAGCGAGCAGAGGCUCUUCUGGAGCACAGAGGCAGAGGUCUGCUGGCCCUGUGGCAGGACGGCCCCCCGCGUCGCAUUCUGACCGACGGCCUGCCUCGCUUCCUCGCUCUGCUGCAGCACGCCUCUCUGCUGGGCCAACAGGAACUGAGGAGGCCCCUGGCCACUCUAGCAGGCGUGUACCAGGAUGUGAAGGGCCAGAGGUUGGAGGUGUUGUGGAGGGAGGCGGUUUCUUCGUGGACCGACGGGCUGGCGGAUGUCCUACCUGUGCUGCUGGAGAACCCUCAGCUCAGCUCGUUGGCUAAAGCCGCUGUUGCCACGCUCUGUGAUGCGUUGGAUGUGGCAGGACAGCACACCUACCACUGGGUGGACAGCCGGCUGGCCGUGGCUCUGUCCGGAGUCAGGAAACAACUGGCCUCUGUCUACAGAUUCUCCCCGAGCGAGUGUUCAGUGGUUGCGUCGGUGCCGCUGCCACCACUCUCCCACUCCAGGGUGUCUGAGGCCGGACUGGUCGAGAUCCUUCUGGAGGAGUGGCUCCUGAGACCCCUGCAGACCCUCGCCUUCGUCAGGCCCACGGCUGAACUUUACCGCCUCAAGAGGAAGAUCAUGGACAGCCCAUUUACGCACCGAGCGUUGUUGGUGGCGGAUCAGUUUGUCGUUACAUUUGACGGUCACCUGUAUGAGCUGCCGCGCUCCUGUCCGCUGCUCCUCGCUCAAGACGUCAGCGCCGAGCCGUCCUUCACGCUGCUGAGCGGUUCCAACGCGCGGGACCUCCUUUUGAUAGGAAUGAAUAACAGCACCAUCCACAUUCAGCACAAUGGACAGGUAAAGGCCAACUGCAGCAGCGACAGUGGAUUGUCCGUCGGAGGGAGAGGCGUUGUGCAAGUGUCCAGUCCGAACGGAGCGUCAGUGUCAUGUGACCUGUCGCUUGAGGUGUGCAGCUUCACUCUCGAUGGAUGGUUGCAUGGCACGUCAGCUGGUGUGUUGGGGACCAAUGACAAUGAGGCAGGGAAUGACUUUCUUUUGCCUGACGGGUCUCAGGCCGAAAACAUGGAGGGAUUUCUGUACGGUUGGCAGAUGGACCCGGAUUGUAUGAAACUGCAAGGUGUAACGGAGAGCAUUUCUAAAGCAACGCCAAGCCCUGUGAGCUGUAGUUUUCUGUUCUCCUCUCCUGACUCUCCGCUGAGCUCCUGUUUCAGGGUGGUGGAUCCGGUACAGUUCAGAUCUGUGUGCGAGUUGAGCUCCUCCAGAGCUCCAUGUAGGUUAGCAUCUGCUUUUGUUCAUCUCUGCCAGCACAACUACAUUCCUGUGGAGGUACCUGAUCCAUGUGUGAAGAAAUGACGGGAGGACAUUCUAAUGAGGAGCCGAGAUGUGGCGUUCAUGGGCCCAUCUGCCGAAGCUUGGCUGCUAAAAUGGACAAAUUAGACUUUUAUACCACUGUUUUUGCUACAUUACUUACAUGCUUUGGAUUGUAUUUUGUACACUACUGUAUAGUUACACAUUAUUAUACCUCAUGAAAUGUACUGCAGACAUUGUGCCUGUAAUGUGAACGUAAACAUACUAACUAUAGCAAAUAGUUUGGUUAUAAAAACAAACUCACAAACAAACUUGGAUAAUAAAGAGAUCAACAAGUAUA
Molecule: messenger RNA, 11755 nt
Organism: Pungitius pungitius (ninespine stickleback)
Lineage: Eukaryota; Metazoa; Chordata; Actinopteri; Perciformes; Gasterosteidae
Gene: apoltp
Exons: 74
Coding region: 31-11460 (3809 amino acids)
Biological process (GO): lipid transport
Molecular function (GO): lipid carrier activity
Source: RefSeq, a predicted model, not a curated record